AUGGCACCCGCCAAAAUCAACGUUCUCAUCACCAGUUUCACCGGCAGCGGUCUCCCCCCGACCCUUUCUCUCCCGUUGCCACCCACCGCCCCCGUCACCGCGCUUCUCGACGAACUCGAUAGCCGCUUACCAGCAGCCGCGAGAACCACCACCUCGACCACCCGCUUCCUUCUCACCACCAUCUCGAGCCGCGCCAUCCCACUCACCUCCACGCUCCCCAUCUCCCACUACCUUCCCGUAGAGGAGGGAAAAGAAGAAGACGAGACAAACACCAACAACAAUGCGAUCCUCUCCCUCCGCCUCCACCCCGCGCUCUGCGGCGGCAAAGGUGGUUUCGGCUCCCAACUCCGCGCCGCCGGCGGGCGCAUGUCCAAGCGCAAGAAGGGCGGCAACCCAGCCGACGAGCACGGGUCCUCGCGUAACCUAGACGGGCGCCGGCUGCGCACGGUGAACGAAGCGAAAGCACUGGCGGAGUACCUGGCCGUCAAGCCGGAGAUGGACCGGGCGGAGAAAGAGAAAAGGCGGCAGCGGUGGGAGGAGAUUGUGGAGAUGGCGGAGCGGAAGCAGGAGGAGAUUAAAUAUGGGAGUAAGAGGGUUGGGUUGGAUGGGAAGUGGGUGGAGGAUAAGGAGGAGGUGGGGGAUCGUACAAGGGAGGCGGUGUUGGAGGUUAUGAGGAAGGGGGUGUAUAGGGAUAAUUUGGUGGACCGGGAGGUUGGUAGUGGGAGUGGGAGCGGGAGUGGGAGUGCGUCGUCUGGGGAGGAUGAGAUGAUGGAAGACCGAGAAGAGGGCGAGGAGAGUGGGGGGUCUAAAGCGACGACCCCCCCAUCUGAGCCGGAGCCUGUUCCUGAUGCUAAAGGGAAGGGGAAGGCGGUCGCGAAUGGGAAGGGAGCUGGCCCAGCGACGGCGAGGAAGUUUGCCGGGUUCGAUGAUGACGAUGAGUUCAUGAGCUCUUCUGACGAGGAGAGCUGA
Dichotomopilus funicola is the source of this 969-nucleotide messenger RNA. RefSeq names its product telomere stability and silencing-domain-containing protein. The record is from RefSeq and is a predicted model, not a curated record. The transcript has a single exon. Gene Ontology annotation, cellular component: nucleus. Lineage: Eukaryota; Fungi; Ascomycota; Sordariomycetes; Sordariales; Chaetomiaceae. Bases 1 to 969 code for a protein of 322 amino acids.